UUUUACAAAAAAUAAGAAUGACAAUAAAGAGUUAAGUACUAAUACUGAUAAAGAGUUAAAUACUAAUAGUGAUAAAGAAUCAUGUCAUAUUAAAUUUUUAGCUAAUUUCUUUCACAAGAUUGAAAGUGACAUCAAGCAAAACACACAAUUAAUUUGGCUUUCAAAAGAUUUUAAAAGCGAUAUUAUAAUGCAAAAAAUCUCUUAG
This is a messenger RNA of Dentiscutata heterogama, 205 nucleotides long. The record is from the annotation of a GenBank genome assembly. NCBI's taxonomy places the organism in Eukaryota, Fungi, Glomeromycota, Glomeromycetes, Diversisporales, Gigasporaceae.